Camelina sativa (false flax) is the source of this 2964-nucleotide messenger RNA. Lineage: Eukaryota; Viridiplantae; Streptophyta; Magnoliopsida; Brassicales; Brassicaceae. The record is from RefSeq and is a predicted model, not a curated record.
CUUAAAUAAAGAAAAUAUAUCAGAUAGACGUCACCCUCGUCAGAACGUCCCUGCGAUUGCUUGCAGCGGGAAGUUUUCUUUCUCUCUUAGCUCCCGAAUUGAUUUGGUAGAACCAGUAGGCUUUGGCGAUUUCCCGUAGCAUAAUUUAACGAAUCUGUCUCUGCUGCGAGUGGGGAAUCCAUGGGGAAAGGAUCAAAAGAUCUCGGCAAGAAGGAGAGCUUAAAUUCUACACCCGUUAAUUCAGAUACUUUUCCUGCUUGGGCUAGCGAUGUCGGCGAAUGCGAAGAGCAUUUCGGUGUUAGUCGUCAGAAAGGGCUGAGUACUGAUGAGGUGUUGAAGCGACAUCAGAUCUAUGGUUUGAAUGAGUUAGAGAAGCCUGAGGGCACUUCCAUUGUCAAGCUGAUAUUGGAGCAGUUCAAUGAUACAUUGGUUCGUAUUCUUUUGGCGGCCGCUGUUAUUUCCUUUGUCUUGGCCUUCUUUGAUGGCGACGAAGGUGGUGAGAUGGGUAUCACCGCUUUUGUUGAGCCGCUUGUCAUUUUUCUCAUCUUGAUUGUUAAUGCCAUUGUUGGGAUCUGGCAAGAAACUAAUGCCGAGAAGGCCUUGGAAGCUUUGAAAGAGAUUCAGUCUCAGCAAGCUACUUGUUUGGCUCUUGGUACACGGAAGAUGGCGCAGAAGAAUGCUCUGGUUAGGAAGUUACCCAGUGUGGAGACUCUUGGAUGCACUACUGUAAUUUGCUCUGAUAAAACCGGAACCCUGACAACCAAUCAGAUGGCUGUUUCAAAGCUUGUUGCUAUGGGUUCUAGGAUUGGAACCCUUCGAUCUUUCAAUGUUGAGGGGACCUCAUUUGAUCCUCGAGAUGGAAAGAUUGAAGAUUGGCCUCGGAUGGAUUCAAAUCUUCAGAUGAUCGCCAAAAUUGCUGCCAUAUGCAACGAUGCUAGUGUCGAGCAAUCUGAUCAGCAGUUUGUGUCUAGGGGCAUGCCUACUGAGGCAGCUUUGAAGGUUUUGGUGGAGAAAAUGGGAUUUCCCGAAGGAUUAAUGAAAGCGUCGUCUAGUGGCGAUGUCUUACGUUGUUGUCGGCGAUGGAGUGAAUUAGAGCAACGGAUUGCCACUCUUGAGUUCGACCGUGACCGGAAAUCAAUGGGAGUUAUGGUGGAUUCCAUCUCAGGAAAGAAACUGCUACUGGUUAAGGGUGCGGUAGAAAAUUUAUUGGAAAGAAGUACACGUAUUCAGUUACUUGAUGGUUCCGUUCACGAACUUGACCAAUACUCAAAGGAUCUUAUUUUACAAAGCCUACAUGAUAUGUCCUUGGGUGCAUUAAGAUGUCUCGGAUUUGCGUACUCAGAUGUUCCCUCAGGUUUUGCUACUUAUGAUGGCAGUGAAGACCAUCCUGCUCACCAGCAACUUCUCAACCCGUCCAAUUAUUCUUCUAUCGAAUCCAAUCUAACAUUCGUUGGAUUUGUUGGUCUAAGGGAUCCCCCAAGGAAAGAGGUGCGCCAAGCCAUUGCAGACUGCCGAACAGCAGGUAUUCGGGUCAUGGUUAUUACCGGAGACAACAAGAGCACAGCGGAAGCUAUCUGUCGUGAAAUUGGCGUAUUUGAAGCAGGUGAAGAUAUCUCCUCAAGAAGCUUGACAGGAAAAGAAUUUAUGGAUGUUCAAGAUCAGAAGAAUCAUCUAAGACAGACUGGAGGGCUCUUGUUCUCUCGGGCUGAACCCAAACAUAAACAAGAGAUUGUUAGGUUACUUAAAGAUGAUGGAGAAGUGGUUGCCAUGACUGGAGAUGGAGUCAAUGAUGCUCCUGCCCUGAAGUUGGCUGAUAUUGGUGUGGCUAUGGGCAUUUCUGGCACAGAGGUUGCAAAAGAGGCAUCUGACAUGGUGUUGGCAGAUGAUAAUUUCAGCACAAUUGUUGCAGCUGUUGGGGAAGGCAGGUCCAUCUAUAAUAACAUGAAGGCCUUCAUCAGGUACAUGAUCUCUUCCAACAUCGGUGAGGUUGCAUCAAUAUUCUUGACAGCUGCUCUUGGAAUCCCAGAAGGCAUGAUCCCGGUUCAGCUUCUGUGGGUGAAUCUUGUAACAGAUGGUCCUCCAGCUACGGCUUUGGGAUUCAACCCCCCUGACAAAGAUAUUAUGAAGAAGCCUCCUCGUAGGAGCGAUGACUCGCUUAUCACUGCCUGGAUUCUCUUCCGCUAUAUGGUGAUUGGAAUGUAUGUGGGAGUAGCAACAGUGGGAGUAUUCAUCAUAUGGUACACACACAACAGCUUCAUGGGCAUAGACUUGAGCCAAGACGGUCAUAGCCUUGUGAGCUAUUCGCAGCUCGCACAUUGGGGCCAAUGCUCUUCAUGGGAAGGCUUCAAAGUGUCUCCUUUCACAGCAGGGUCUCAGACUUUCUCAUUCGAUUCAAACCCUUGUGACUAUUUCCAGCAGGGGAAAAUCAAGGCAUCCACACUCUCCCUCUCAGUGUUGGUGGCCAUUGAGAUGUUCAACUCCCUGAACGCACUCUCAGAAGACGGCAGCCUGGUGACGAUGCCACCGUGGGUGAACCCGUGGCUGCUCCUGGCAAUGGCGGUCUCUUUUGGGCUCCACUUUGUGAUACUAUACGUUCCAUUCUUGGCGCAGGUCUUUGGGAUAGUGCCACUGAGCUUGAAUGAGUGGCUGCUGGUGCUGGCUGUAUCGCUUCCGGUGAUUCUGAUAGACGAAGUGCUCAAGUUUGUAGGAAGAUGCACCAGUGGCUACCGCUACUCACGUCGCACUCCCUCUGUUAAGCAAAAGGAGGAGUAAGAAUCCCAAUCAAAAGCAUUACAUUAUUAGACUCGUAGUUUUAGCUGAAAUUUAACUUUUGUCGCUUUGGGUAUUUAACUCCCCUAAACAAUAAUUUUUGGUUUGCGAAAAAUGUUCCUAACUUGAUUCUCAUUUGGUUCAUGGACAAAGAGCCCGAAAUAGAGAUGAAUGUUUCAACCAAUCCUUCAUUGU